CACACUCUCUCUCUCACACACACGCACUCAUCCACAUCUUCCUCGGAUCUGAUCGCACUCGAGUGUUUCUCACGGUUUGUCAUCAGUCUCAGCUGGAGAUGAUGCGGUUGCUACGGUGACUCCGUCAGCUCUGUGAUUGGCUCGUUCUGCUUGCGUCGUCAUGGCGAAGAGUUCAGAGGUGAAGCUUGCGGUGUUUGGCAGAGCAGGAGUGGGAAAGUCAGCACUGGUGGUUCGAUUCUUGACCAAACGAUUCAUCUGGGAGUACGACCCGACACUCGAGUCCACCUACCGCCAUCAGGCAAAUAUCGAUGAUGAGACCAUCGGCAUGGAGAUUCUGGACACGGCCGGACAGGAGGAUGUGCUUCAGAAGGAGGGUCACAUGCGUUGGGGCGAUGGGUUCAUCCUGGUCUAUGACAUCACGGACCGUGGGAGCUUCGAGGACGUGGCUCUGCUGAAGAACCUCCUGGACGAGGUCAAGCGGCCAAAACACGUGCCUCUGGUGCUGCUGGGAAACAAGGUGGAUCUGGAUCACGCCCGGCAGGUUGCCACAGAGGAGGGCGAGCGGCUGGCGGCGGACAUGGCCUGUGCGUUCUAUGAGUGCUCGGCGUGCUCGGAUCUGGUGGGGACGGGUGGAGGUGUGGCGGAGGCGUUUCACGAGCUCUGCAGGGAGAUCCGCCGCAGACGUGCUGUUCAGGGCAAAACCCGGCGCCGCAGCUCCACCACACACGUCAAACAGGCCAUCAACAAGAUGCUGACCAAGAUCAGCAGCUAAAGACAAGACUGCAGGACAUGAGCUUCCUCCUCAGUAUCUCCAGUACAAAGAUCUACACAUUCUUAAAGCGAUAGUUCACCCCAAAAUGACAAUGUGCUAUAAGUUUGCUCACCCUCCAAGGCCAUCCUCGCUCAGGAUGAGUUUGUUACUUCAUCAGGUUUGUAGAAAUGUAGCAUUGCAUCAGUGUCUCAUCAAUGGAUGCUAUGGAUUAUGGUAUUUGAGUUAAAAUCAUCUUAAUGCUGGAUGUAUUUCAGCUUUUGUCUUCUCCAGAUGUUAACUGAUGGACCAGAGUGCUGUGGAUUAUUAUUGUGAUGUUUUUAUCAGCUGUUAUUAUGACGGCACCCAUUCACUGCAGAGCAAGUGAUGCAAUGCUGGAUUUCUCCAAAUCUGAUGAAGAAACAAACUCAUCUACACCUGGGACUGGGAUUAUGGACUGCACAGACGCAUCAGAGCCUCGUGUUUCUCCGUCUACAUAGUGUGUUUCUCCAUGGUCGGAGGCCUGCGGCUGUAUAUAUUUGUUCUUAUGCUUGAACUGAAGGAUUGUGUGAAACGUCUUCACAAAUAUCUGCUUCUCAGAUCUCUCGCAUCUUGACCUAACAGCACUAAUAAAGCACUAUCCCGUUCAUGAUUGCAGCUCUCUGACUUCAAAGGAGGAUGCAGGAAUGUCUCCUGAUGCUAUCUCUGAUGUUUCAGGACAGAUCAUGUCCACAUGUUUGUCUCCUUCUGCUCUCGACUGACACAGGCUCCUGUAAACACGUGGAGAUUCCUGCUUUAAUGACUCCAGAGCUCUGUGGAUGUGUACAGUACAGUAAAGCCGUGUAUUUCUCUGGAGAUGCCUCUGCAGAAAUGUGUGUAAACCUGGUGCAUAUGAAAAGAAAACAGCCGCUGGUUUGCA
Carassius gibelio (silver crucian carp) is the source of this 1667-nucleotide messenger RNA. RefSeq names its product ras-related and estrogen-regulated growth inhibitor-like. The transcript has 5 exons. NCBI's taxonomy places the organism in Eukaryota, Metazoa, Chordata, Actinopteri, Cypriniformes, Cyprinidae. Bases 161 to 772 code for a protein of 203 amino acids. The record is from RefSeq and is a predicted model, not a curated record. Gene Ontology annotation, molecular function: GTPase activity; GTP binding.